Messenger RNA from Micromonas commoda, 1353 nucleotides. RefSeq lists its product with no specific name. The record is from RefSeq and is a predicted model, not a curated record. The coding region runs from base 486 to 1184 and encodes 232 amino acids. The transcript has a single exon. NCBI's taxonomy places the organism in Eukaryota, Viridiplantae, Chlorophyta, Mamiellophyceae, Mamiellales, Mamiellaceae. Gene Ontology annotation, molecular function: NAD binding; oxidoreductase activity, acting on the CH-OH group of donors, NAD or NADP as acceptor.
CCUCAGCAUCAUCUGUCCUUUCUGAUAAGCGUGCCGGAUUUGUAGGACUCGGACGUUUAGGCCUUUGCACUGCACUAAAAUUUGAACAAGCAGGAUGGGAUAUUUUGGGCUCUGAUGUUUUCCCGUCGUACGUAGACAGUAUAAACUCAAAGACUCUCAAAAGCUCAGAGCCUGGGGUCGAGGAGGCAUUGCGUGCAUCAACUAAAUUGCGCGCCACCCUGAAUCUGAAAGAAGUAGUUGAGCACGCAGGUGUGAUAUUCAUCUUGGUGGCCACGCCUACAGGGGUCGGUGAAGAGGCCUAUGAUACUUCAACCCUCAGCAGAGUCCUUCGGGAUAUCGCUUUGCUUAAGCCUAAGAACAAGCAUAUUAUAAUAUGCUGCACUGUGAUGCCUGGGUAUAUUUCGACAGUCGGAUCAUACUUAAUCGAAGAAUGCGAAGGCUGCACAUUGAGUUACAACCCAGAGUUCAUCGCGCAGGGUGCGAUUAUGGACGGUCUUUCAAAGCCAGAUGUCGUCCUCAUCGGCGAGGGUAGUUCUGAAGCCGGAAAUAUUUUGCAGGCGAUUUACGAAGACGCCACUGAUAACCAUCCUCGAAUUUGUCGCAUGUCUCCAGCGAGCGCUGAGAUCAUGAAGCUAAGUGUCAACUGUUUCGUCACAACUAAGAUAAGCUUUGCGAACAUGAUAGGUGAUAUUGCCGAUGCUACCCCUGGUGCAAAUAAGAUAGACAUCCUUGCCGCUGUUGGAGGAGACAGUCGCGUGGGAUCGAAGUGCAUUCUUCCUGGUUACGGUUUCGGCGGUCCUUGCUUCCCGAGAGACAACAGGGCUCUCGGAACGUAUGCUCGCAAGGUUGGCAUCCUGCCAGAAAUCUGCGAUGCCACCGACUCGUACAACAAACUACAUGCCAAUACGAUGGCAAACAUUUUGCUUGCAAAGAAUCUUGACGAGUAUAUCAUAGAAGAUGUUGCUUAUAAGCCGAAAUGUCCCGUUGAUAUCAUAGAGGAAUCUCAACCGAUUGAGGUUGCGAAGCUCCUUGUGCGAGCUGGUAAACGCGUUACAAUCAAAGAUAGAAGAACGAUCGUGGACCUUGUGAAAAGAACAUAUGGCCGCAUUUUCUCCUAUGAGGUAAAUGAAGUUCUUGUCGAUUCAGUCAAGACCGAUAACCCACUAUCGAGCUAUAAACGCUAACAAAUAUGACUACUCGAGAAUCCUGUGUACCCUUGAUUGUUGUUGCACGCAGCAACAGCAGUUCCUAGAGGAACUUUUCUCCGAGAGGGCGGAUCUUCGCCCACUGUGUUCAGAUCGAAUUCCAGUCUAGCGAACUGAUUUUUUAAUUUGACCGUGAGAUUAAUGCUGG